AUGUCCUUCCUCGGCAACCUCUUUGGCACCGCCACUCCACCCACGCCGGCGCCCGCGCAGAACGACGAGUUCUCCGCGGCCGCCAACAUCCUCAACCAGACCGAGUUCCGUUCCGCCGUUCCCCCUUCCUCCCCCGCCCCCGCCCCCUCCGAUGCCGACCUCAGCACCCCCGCACCAGUGGCAGCACCCAGCGCCGCCGGCAUGCUGGGGAACCAGUUCGACGUCGCAAAGCUCCACCCCAUGGCCGAGCUGAACGACAACCUCGACUUCCUUGCCCUCGACGAGGACAAGCUCACUGAGAUGGAGGGAGCUGGAUCCGUGCUCCCCUCGCGCGGAUGGACCGACGACCUGUGUGUCGGCACCGGCACCACCUACCUCUCUGGCCUCGCUAUCGGUGGUGCUUGGGGUCUUACCGAGGGCCUGUCCCGGCCACUGGGCGCUAACCCAUCCAUGCGUCUGCGUCUCAACUCGGUCCUUAACUCGUGCACGCGGCGAGGCACGUUUACGGGCAACUCGCUUGGCGUGCUCGCAAUCUACUACAACCUGACCAACUCUGCGAUUGACGCCGUGCGCGAGAAGCACGACCCCAUGAACUCGAUGGCUGCGGGCGCGAUUACGGGCGCUGUGUACAAGUGCACUUCCGGUCUCCGUCCUAUGAUGGUCGGCGCGGUGAUGGGAACCGGCGCGAUGGGCGCGUGGGAGGCGUUCAAGACGUUUGUCUAG
Molecule: messenger RNA, 723 nt
Organism: Cutaneotrichosporon cavernicola
Lineage: Eukaryota; Fungi; Basidiomycota; Tremellomycetes; Trichosporonales; Trichosporonaceae
Gene: TIM23
Exons: 3
Coding region: 1-723 (240 amino acids)
Biological process (GO): protein import into mitochondrial matrix
Cellular component (GO): mitochondrial inner membrane; TIM23 mitochondrial import inner membrane translocase complex
Molecular function (GO): transmembrane protein transporter activity
Source: RefSeq, a predicted model, not a curated record